GUGAAACUAAAUAAAAGAUAGUAAAUCAAACGGUCGCGUAUAGCUAUGGUUAAAAUAUAUCAAUUUGUGUUAAAAUUCAAUAAUGUUAAUAUUCAGAGAAGAAAAUGAGGACUACGUUUGCAUGAAAAGGCGAUUUCGCGCGGGGUCCUCCACUUUCAAUUUCCACCAUCAAAAAGUUAAAUACAUAAAAAUUGAUAAUAUUUUAGUUAUCGUCCGUUGUAAAGCAGUUGUAAAGUCUCUUCUCUUUCCGCACAGACUCAUUAUAAAAAUUGACAUAAAUAUGAAAUAAACUUUUUUGCUGCAUAUAUUUUUGACAAUGCCAAUAAUUUGUCAAAAAUAAUUGUGUCAAAUAUUUGAUUCAUACUAAAGUGUCUUUAUCUUAAAAUACGAGCAAAUUACGCUUACUUAAAUUCUUACCAAGCUCGUCAAAAUGAGUGCAACUGCAACUAUAACAUUCGACAGUGCAGCAAACGAGUCCCACCAUAGUCAAAAUAGCGAUGAAGCUGUCACCGCUAAAGUUAGCAAAACUGCGUUCUCGUUCAUGGAUAAGCGGCUUAACACCCGCGUUUUUAUGGACGACAUCGACUUUACCCCCGAUGACAUAGUGGAGAGCAGCUUUCCUACCAUGAUGGACACGUUUUCACACGCUGCGUUUGAAGUUCGCGUGCGCUCUGCCGUCGCGAUAGCCAAAACAGACAAGACUAAAGCAGACACGGGGGACGGUGGCCCGAAAGUGUUCGCCACAACAAUCUCCCUUGACGACAUAAAAAUCGAUCACACGCUCAACACUGAGGAGGGCUGCGCUCCCGACGACGUCGACCUAGACAAAGCUCCCUCCGCGUUCUAUUUGCCUAAAAAGAACCCCAUCAUGUCGUACCCACCAAAUAUUAUGUUAGUUUUCAAAGAAACCGAAACAGAAUUCCUGUUCGAGCUGCCUUCGUUUUCCUUUGAUAAGGGAACUCCCGAAGGAAAUGCAGUCGAAGAAGCGAAUGAAUUCUAUAACUAUAUUACUGUCGGGAAGGGCAGGAAUCGCAAAAUGGUGGUGGAAGAGACCCAGACUGAGCCAGUGGUAAUCCAGUCUCGGCAUACACUAGCGGUUCGACCGCAGAAAAAAAAUGCGGCGUCUUUCGCGUCCUUAUGGGACAUGCACGACACCUACGAGAAGCUGAAGCGAGCCCGCGCUAAAGAGGAACCUGACGAGAUGGUGCUAUACCAGUCCGCGGACGCGAAGCUGCUGCGUAAGAAGAAAGUAGUCGACACCGGCCCAGACCAGCAGCGAGGCAAAACUUUCCAAGAGAUAGGACAGACUCAUAAUUUCUACGAUGCAGUAAUGUUAACGGAACGUGUUUUAGCGGCUAAAGCUUAUUCAGAUGCGCAAAAGAAGUUCAGAGGACUCGUCCCUAUGGAUCCGCUCUCGCUCGACUUGGUGUACAUUUACACGAUCAAACGGCUAUGGACGUUUGAGUGCAAUGAGACCGAUGAUCAUCCCGUGGUGAUGAUGGCUUUCAAUCCUAGCAAUAAUAAUAUAUUGGCCGUGGCUUACGGUGACAUUGGUUGUGCGAAACAAUUCGAUGGGCUAGUCGCUAUCUGGUGCACAAAGAACCCUAUUAAACCAGAGCGAUUUUACCGCUUCGUUGAACCGCUAACUUCCAUAGCAUUUUCCGCAAAAAAUCCUAACUGGCUUGCUUGUGGCUUUGCAAACGGAGACGUUUUAAUACUGGACGUCACAUCAUACUCCAAGAAGAUUAUAGCUCAAAGUACCCGUGACACCAACCCCUGCUUCGAGUCAAUCUGGACUGUAACAUGGCGCGCGGUAGACAAAGACAACGAAUACGUUUUAACCACGUGCCAAGACGGAAGGGUGAAUCGAUUUACAAGUACGAAAACACACGAUUUUAUCUGCACGCCUAUGAUGCGUUUGUCCACAGUAGAAGGCAGUUUAAAAGGGCUUCAAGUUACAAAAGCAUGUCUAAAAGUGGAUGUACCAAUAAAUAGACAUCCAGCAGGACAUUGCAUCAUGUGGCAUCCAAGAAUCAGUCACAUUUACUACGUAGGUACGGAUGAAGGCUGCAUCCACCAAUGCUCGAAGAAUUAUCUAAACCAGCACAUGGACGUGUUCCGAGCUCACGCGGGCCCUGUUUACGCUUUAAACUGUUCCCCUUUCAUGAAGAACUUGAUGAUGACUUGCGGCGCUGAUGGGGCUAUAAGAUUGUGGGUGGAAGGGAUAGAUGAUGUUAUAAUGACGUUAAGUUGUAAAGGGGCAGUUUAUGACGCUGCAUUCUGUCCCGUUAAUGCGACUAUAGUUCUAACCGUAAGCACUAAUAUAUUAUCUAUUUGGGAUUUGAGGAGGAAGACGCAUAUUCCUUGCGCGGAGUACACAUUGACGGAACAGGGUAUCCUGACGUCUAUCAAGUUCGGUGCAGGCGGGGAUAGUGUGUUUGUCUCGGACAGUGUAGGGAAGAUCCAUACGUUUCAUUUAGAAGACACGCCAAUACCACCGUUUGAUCAGAGAAAGAUGCUGGACGACGCCAUCAAGAAAGCAUUGUGCACGAGGCCGAACCUGCUGAAGCAGCUUGAGAAAAUGGCAUCUUAUCAGAAGAGACGCCCUUAGCCUAAUUAGCGAGAUAUUUUAAAGUACAUUCAAUGUAUCAUACGCCAACUUCGUUGCAAAAUAGCGAAAGGAAAACGAGGUGCUCUAGCUCUUCAGCUAUUUCAAAACCUAAGACAGCAGUUUUUACCCAUAAUCGAUUCCUUAAACUACUGGGCGCGUAGCCAAUGUGCAAAUUGCUUACGCUCUGUAUAGCAAUCGAAACGCAACUGUCACUGCCAGACUAAUAUGGAAGAGUGAUAGAGACACAAAGCGUUUCGUUGUCGAAGCGAUUGGUAGCGAUUGUCACUUGGCUAGGCCGGCAGGUGGUCAAAGAUAAGAAAAAUCCAAUAGACAAGACUGAUCUUCAUAUAACAAAGGCACGUCAUUUAUAACUUCUCAUUUCUUUUUUAGGUGCAAUCAUGUUAUCUAUUUUAAAUAUAUUAAUUGACGUUAUUAUUCAUACAAUAAGGUUCCUAAUUUAUAUAAUUUCUUUUCUUUUUCUUAGGUAUAAUCAUGUUAUCCAUUUUAAAUAUUAAUUAACGUUAUUAUACUAUAAUAAAAUAUUACAAUAAAAUAAUUGUC
This is a messenger RNA of Cydia pomonella (codling moth), 3172 nucleotides long. RefSeq names its product dynein axonemal intermediate chain 4. Gene Ontology annotation, molecular function: dynein light chain binding; dynein heavy chain binding. NCBI's taxonomy places the organism in Eukaryota, Metazoa, Arthropoda, Insecta, Lepidoptera, Tortricidae. The record is from RefSeq and is a predicted model, not a curated record. Gene Ontology annotation, biological process: cilium movement. Gene Ontology annotation, cellular component: axonemal dynein complex.